Toxorhynchites rutilus septentrionalis is the source of this 6791-nucleotide messenger RNA. It is a transcript of the gene Tmem63, whose product is annotated as calcium permeable stress-gated cation channel 1. Bases 3784 to 6015 code for a protein of 743 amino acids. The transcript has 3 exons. Gene Ontology annotation, cellular component: plasma membrane. NCBI's taxonomy places the organism in Eukaryota, Metazoa, Arthropoda, Insecta, Diptera, Culicidae. Gene Ontology annotation, molecular function: calcium-activated cation channel activity. The record is from RefSeq and is a predicted model, not a curated record.
UGAUCCCAGCCUCUCACUCCACAUAUGAUCGAUCUGCUGCAUCGGUAAUUGGUGCUAUUUAAACACAACAAUGGAAGCCCCAUAUCAACAGUCCCGCUGUGCUCAUCUGUGAACAUUCGAACAAUACGAAAAUUUUUACGCCGAAAAAUGCGACAUGUGUUGUGUAUCGAUGAGAUAGGAAUAUUCUUACGCUUCUUCUUCUUCUUCAAUGGCACUAACGUUCCUAGAGGAACUUCGCCGUCUCAACGUAGUAUUACUUGCGUCAUUUUUAUUAGUACUUAGUUGAGAUUUCUAUGCCAAAUAACACGCCUUGAAUGCAUUCUGAGUGGCAAGCUCUAGAAUACGCGUGAUCACAGUGCAAGUCGGAGGAAAUUUCUUUGACGAAAAAUUCCCCCGACCAGAACGGGAAUCGAACCCGAACACCCGGCAUGUUAGUUAUGACGCUAACCACUCGGCCACGGGAGCACUCUUACGCCUAAAUGGCUACUAAAAUACAACAUAAGAAAAAUGCACACGAUAAAUUCGGUUCUGUUACAGCUGAAUUGCUAGAUGAGCCUAAUAAUAAAAAUAAACAGAUGGGAUUAAAAAAAAUAGGCGAAAAAAAUAAUCCGGAAGCACAUGAGAGCAAAAUCGAUGGUGGUAAUAGGAGUGGAACGCGGUACAGAUGGACAUAGAUAGAUGGACACACUGGCUCAUACCGACCCUAUCGGGCUAAAUGAAAAGGAAGCAUGAAGAGGUGAAUUUCAAUUAAACGCAAUUUCCGUUUGGUCACGGGUACUUCGAAUAGAAUCUACACCGGUUUGGACACGCAAGGUUGCCUCUUUGUCUUUAAUGCAAAAGUGAAAGAAAGGGCACGUCGUUUUUGUCUAUCCAACACAGCACAAGUUCAGUUUUUACGGCGUUGAAAAUAUCGAGUUUUGUUGCAAAUCGGCAUUAUCGGAACCAUCGGAUAGAUUUUGUAGGGAUUUCAGUGUUAAAGACAAAAACAGGAUCAACCGAACAGUUUUGAAGAAGAAGAAUUAAAGACAUUACUUGCUCAAGAUGCGUGUCAAACGUAAACAGAGUUUGCAGAAUCAUUGGGAGUAAUUCGACAAGCUAUUUCUUAACGACUUAAAGCUGCUCAAAUGGUACAAAGGAAGUCCUUUUUGUUUCGAAUCGUUACCGGGGACGAAAAAUGGAUUCACUAAGACAAUCCAGAACGCUAAAAAUCGCCUGUAAAGCUUGGCCAACCACGAUGUUCCAUGAUGUUCCGAUAUCCACGAUGUCAAAGUAAUGCUCUGUAUGUGGUGGGAUCAAAAGGGUACGUUCCACUAUGAGCUGCUAAAACCUGGAAAACGAUUAAUACUUCUACAGGCAACAACUGAUCCGUUUAAAGCGAGCUAUUGUCGAAAAACAUCCAGAUAUGUGACCAAACGCGAAUCGAUAAUAUUCCAUCAUGACAACGCUCGGCCUCAUGUUGCUGUUUGAUUUAAAAACCAUUUGGAAAUUUGGGAAUUCUAGUUCACUCGUCUUAUAGCCCUGACCUUGCCCCUUCCGACUACCAUUUGUUUCGAUCGAUGCAAAACGCUUUGAGUUGAAUACGCUUUACUUCAAAAUAGGAUAUCCAAAAUUCAUUUUUGGCUUCAAAAGAUGAACGCUUCCUUCGCGACAGAAUACGUGAAUUGCCAGAAAAAUGAGAAAAAUUAAUACAAAUCACGUCUGGGCAAUAGCAGAAGUGCAAUGCUUACCAACGUGUUCCGCAGGUUACACAGGAGUAGAAAAUUUGGUUUUAGUGAGUGAUGAGUCCUACACGACUUCUGGGUUUACCUGUUUCACAUAAGACUUGUAGAGCUGGUAAUCUCUUAAUAAACCAUUGCCUCUUGAAAUGGAAUUCAAGCGGUAAGUAGAUUCGGUGUAUAUCGGUUCUGCGUAUGCAUUCGAUACUAUACCGCAUAUCGUUGUCAACAACAAAAUGAAGGAUGUAGAUUUCCCGACUGAUUUGUUGUGUUGUAUUAGAUUUGGUGUACUCCAGGGCAGUGUCCUUGAUCUACUUCUUUUGACAAUGAUUUAGAAAUCUAUCAUAACACAACCUCGCAUCUGUAUCAUGUCGUUUCGCAAGCAGACAUCAGAACUGUGCUGACCUGGUGUGACGAUAACAGGAUGUGCAUCCAUCGUAAGAUGUGUAAGAUACGAGGGCAGUCCGAUAAGUACUUAGCUUCAUCGCCCGAUGGUGUCAGUAUCGCAAGAUAGAUUACUUAUCGUGUAGUACAUUCUCGUAAACGGCUACUGUCAAAACUUCAGCCGAAUCGGACUCGUAGUUUUGUUUUGACCGUGUGUGGAAGCGGGCGUGUUCGCGGAUUUAAAAAAAAUGGAAAAAAUGAAAAUUGCGCCGUCGCCACGAUCAAGUUGGUCGAAUUGCACAACGAACUGCUGCCCCAUCCACCGUAUUCUCCAGAUUUGGCCCCGUGCGACUUUUUUUUUGUUUCCAAACUUAAAAAAGGCACUCGCCGGGCAGAAAUUUGAGUCGAAUGAGGAGGUCAUCGCCGCCACGGAGGCCUUUUUUGUAGACCUCGAGAAAACAUAUUUUUAGAUGGAUUAAAGAAGUUGGAGUAUCGCUGGGGCAAGACUAUGUUGAGAAAUAAAUCGCCACUUUCCCAAAAUUUUUGUUUGUAGGCUCAGUACUUAUUGGACUGCCCACGUAUAUCCUUUAAUCGCCACCGCAGUUCUGUCCAUCACCUUUGUUCAUAAAAAUGGAAACUUAUAUUAAAAAGCACAUGGGAGUCGCGGCAGUCGAAACUUUCUCUGCUCUAGGAUUUAUUUGUCGACAAGCCUCUUUGAUGGUCCUGUUACCCUUCCUUCCUAUUCUGACCGUUGGCUAUUGAUUGACUUGGGAAAUCUAACUAGCAGAUGAGUUAGAAUACAACGUUUGUAAUUCAUAAAGAUUCUACUAAGGAAUAUUCUCCAGGAAAAAGAGUGGAUUGAUGUCCUUUACGGGAAACUCCACCCCGCUGUCUCGAUAUUAUUCUAAUAAUUCCCGGCUGUAGUGGCAGCCUGCCAAAUCAAGCCAAAACUCUCCAUUUUGAGUUUCACUGUACGGAAGAAUGCGUCUCCCUCCGGCUCUCCUGCUUGUACACUUUGAAAUCUAUAGAAAUCUAUAGGAUACAUACUUCGUACUUCGUAACAACUUCGUUGUACAGCUUUCGGACACGUAUAUUGGUCACCAGCUUCUGCUUCUGUGUCCCGUUUGGUUGCUUACUGGCCCGAAAAGGUAGGAAUACCUCUCGCAAAUGAAUCCUCCCGACGGUGCUCUGGCUGGCGCUGAAUUUCUUGGUGAUAUCAUACUCCAACAGCCCUGGGUUUGCCCUAAGCGUGCCCCACACUUUCAAAUGCAGAUCUCGAUCCUUAGUUCUAGUACGAUGCUUGUUAUGAUUUUGAUCGAUAGUAUGCCGCUCACGGAAAUGUUGAGAACGCUGCACACGGUAGAUUUAACUAAUGUCAACGACUUUUUACCCAUACCCAGAGUCUAAUUUUCGGAGUGGGUGUCAAAAUAAAUUCUUGGUUCGCGACUUCCACCAAAUAUAACUUCUUUGGAACAAAAUGAAUCGUAACGAUCCUUCAGCACUCAAAGAGGAAACAUUUCAUAACAAACAGCUACCAAAACGUUCCUGAUCCUACCACUAGGAGCACUAUAGUAAAAUAAACACUGCGCUCAGAUAAUCAAUGACUCUUUAUAAUUCCACAUUCCAAUAAAGGCCCCCUCGUACCUAGCCCCCUGAACACAGCCACACACACCUCGCGAUCACGAUGGAGAGCAACGAAACGGUCAGCACGUACUAUUACGUACCGUCAAAGGACGUCUGCUUGGUGCUGAACAAAACCAAAAUCAUCCUGAAUCUGUACGAGGGAAUCCCGGAGACGCUGCUGUUGAAUGUGAUCGCGUGGGUAAUUCUGAUCCUACUGUUCACGCUGCUCCGCCAGCAGGCGUGGGAUUACGGGCGGCUGGCGCUGGUCAACAGUCACGGCGAGAAUAAACGAUGGACGCAGCUGUUCUACGCCCAUGGGAACGUGAACGGGCUGGUAGGGGUUGAAACGAGCGACACCGCCAUCAACAUCGAUCGAGGAUUUUUCUCGUGGAUUCUGGCCACUUGGAGGCUUACGAGGGAGCAAAUCUUGGCGCACAGUGGCCCGGAUGCGGUACACUAUUUGUCCUUCCAGCGGCAUUUGAUGGUGCUGAUGGCGAUCAUAACGUUCAUCUCGAUCACCAUCAUUCUGCCGAUCAAUUUCUCCGGCACGCUGAGUGGUGAUAAACAUUCCUUCGGGCAUACAACAAUAUCCAAUUUGGACCCCGAUUCAGCCUCGAUGUGGGCUCAUGUCAUCUUCGCCAUUGCCUACGUUCCGAUGGUGGUUUUGAUCAUGCGAAGGGCAUCCGGUAGAAACGCGUUCAAGACAGCUCCAACCCGAACCCUUAUGGCGACUAAUGUCCAGCUAGAUUGCGAUAAGCAAACUAUACAGACGUAUAUGCAGGAACUGUUUCCGGACGUGGUAGUUUGUGACGUUCAGCUAGCGUACAAUAUCAGCAGUUUGAUUAAGGCAGCCGCCGAGUAUGAGCGAAUCGUGGAUGCGAGAAUUUACUGCGAGGUCCAUCGAACACGUGAUCGGGAACCCGUCAAGGCGAAACUCUCAUGCUUCUCGUGUCAGAAGGUAGACGCAUUGGAAUACUACAAACAGGAAGAGACAAAAUUGGCAGGUCAAGUUUCCCGCUUACGUGCGUCAGCUUUGAACGAACCUCUUGGGAUCGCCUUUAUCACUCUGAACUCGGCUCAGGAGGCCCAGCAUGUUAUCCUUCAUUUUAAACCGGGCACCUACCGGGAAUGGAAUCUUACAUACGCACCCGCACCGUCGGAUAUUUUCUGGGAAAACCUCAACAUUGAUAACGCCCAAUGGUACUGUAAAUGGAUCACGGUAAAUUUGGUCCUUUUCCUGUUUCUAUUUUUCCUGUCCACCCCGGUGAUUAUCGUCAACCAGUUGGAUACGUUUGCAUUGACCAAAAACACGACAUCACAGAUCAGUAAGUUGAGUCCGCUCGUCUCAGAGUUCCUUCCAACGUUGCUGCUGUGGUCCCUAUCGGCACUAAUGCCGGUAAUUGUGGCAUAUUCGGACACCUGGCUUUCCCACUGGACACGAUCGAUCCAGAACUAUGUGAUCAUGACGAAAACGUUCGGAUAUCUACUUUUCAUGAUCCUCAUAUUGCCAUCGCUUGGACUGACCAGUGCGGAAGCGUUCCUGCAGUGGACCAUACACGCGAACGAAACCUACCGCUGGGAGUGUAUAUUUUUGCCGGACAAGGGUGCAUUUUUCGUGAACUACAUCAUAACGGCGGCUUUCAUUGGUACGGCCCUGGAGUUAAUAAGAUUCCCGGAUUUAAUCUGCUACAUGUGGAAGCUCGCAACGGCAAAAUCUCGCGCCGAAACGCCCUACAUCAGGAAAACGAUUCUGAUCACCUUCCCGUUCGGUAUUCACUAUGCCUGGAUGGUGAUGGUCUUCACGAUGAGCACCGUCUACAGUCUCGCUUGUCCGCUGAUUAUGCCAUUCGCUAUGGUUUACAUUUGCUUCAAACACUUCGUCGACAAACACAAUCUGUACUUCGCGUUUGCCCCUUCGAACAUGAUCAGCCAGGGCAGCGGGGGCAAGAUUCACAGCACGGCAGUCACGAUGACAAAGUUUUCCGUGGUGUUGCUGCUUUUCAUAAUGGCUGCCCUCUCCUGGGUGCGGGCCGGAGGACUGGAAAUGCGUGCAAUGAUUCUGAUUCUGGCUCUGUGUCUAACAUUGGUGAUGUUUACGUUUAUGUCCCCGAUCAAGAGAUGUACGACGAAACCGCUGAGCAUCGUGGAAGCGGAAGGUCCGGCGCCCAUCUAUGUAGCGGAUGUGCUCAUCAAUCGAAGGAUGGUGUCCGACAGUCCGUCGCAUCUGAGCUACGGCUCGGAUACCACUAUGGAUAUAGCGAUGAAUGAUGCCGGCAGGAGUGUGACGGCGUGAUGUGUUGGAAACCCGCUCAGUAUUAGCCCUCAAACACACACACACUCACUCACUCUCUCCGCACGAUGCUUUCUGCGAAUGUGAUUUUUUUUAUAUAGAAUUUAUAACCAUUUUUAUUUAGCUCGAUUGUAAGAAGGUUAAAUUAUUCUUCUAUAGAUUUAUUGUUUAUUGAUCCGCGAUUGAGAUGGAUAUGUGCACCAUGUUAAACCGCUUUUCGUUGUACUUUUUAGGGCACUAGGAACGUCAUUCCAUGUUGUCGAAUGUUUGAUACGAGUAUUUUGUCCGUUCCAAAACCUCUACCACUCUUAGUUUUGACACCUUUCCCUACAACUAAUAAUUAACACUGUAGAUUAUUUCCGCGCUUUGCGCAUGUAAAACUGGUCUUGGAAAAAAAAUCAAUAUUGGACAGUAUCUGUUGUUAGCGAGUGAUAUCGAUUAGAGUCAAAACCGAUAAUUUUCUACUACUAGGCUAGCCUGAAAGGCUCAACAAUUUACCAGCACUGACAUUGCGCAUAUUUGAUAACACAACUAGAGACUGUGAAUGUUACUGAGAAACAUUGAAAUUAUAUUAAUACCUUCGGCAACACUUUGGAUGAGUUUUAUUUGGAAAGAACGUUCGAUAGUAACUAUAAUUGUCCUACGGUAUUUAAACCAUUUGUAAGCAAAUUUUGUCGGAUAGGUUGGAAGAACAUUAUAGGAUAAUACGAAUCUGGCUUUUUUCCAAGUUGAACACGAUGAACAUCAAAUAAAAACAAAAAUUCCUCCGCCUAAUCUAA